AUGAGUACAGGCGAAAAUAUGGGAAAAGCGGAAAAUAAUUUUAUUGCCUAUUUGGAAAAACAUGACGUGAUAAAUCACAUAAGCCGUGUUCUACUGAAAUUAUUUGAAGAGAAGGAAAGACCUAAUGACGCUAUAAGAUUUAUAUCUGAUCAUCUUCACGAUGUAGAUGCGGACGUACCAAUUGAUGAAUUGAAACGAGAAAAUUUGUUCCUUCGUCAGGAAAAUCAAAGAUUAAUAAAAAAGUUUCAAGAACUGAAUGAAACCUUAAAUAAAUUGAGUAUUAAUGGAAGGGGUGACGUGCACUCUUGA
Messenger RNA from Plasmodium gonderi, 309 nucleotides. Its product is annotated as conserved Plasmodium protein, unknown function. Gene Ontology annotation, biological process: regulation of DNA-templated transcription. The record is from RefSeq and is a predicted model, not a curated record. Gene Ontology annotation, cellular component: nucleus. Lineage: Eukaryota; Apicomplexa; Aconoidasida; Haemosporida; Plasmodiidae. Bases 1 to 309 code for a protein of 102 amino acids. Gene Ontology annotation, molecular function: transcription coactivator activity. The transcript has 2 exons.